AAAACCGUCCACAUGCCACUCACCCACCUUCACCUUAGGGGUUAAGCAUCUCUUCACAUUUCCCCUUUUAAAAUACUUAUGUGUAGAGAACCAAAAUUUGUUACCAUAGUCUGCAUAAGUUUUAUGGGAUUUCAUUUUCCUCCACUUAACUAGUAGCAAUCAAUCACACCCCCUCCCUCUCUCUUUCACCCCACACUACUUCAAGUAAUUUUUAUGGUCUUCUUGUUAUAAUUAUUGAUCCUUUACAGAUAGAUAAGGUCAUAAAUAGGUAUUAGAUAUACAGAUUAGAGAAAAGACAUGUUCACUUCUUCUCAGCUUCCUAGGCCUUUCCUUCUAUCAAACCACUCCCAGUCAUCAAUUUCCUUAGACCUUCACAAGGUUUGGGCUAUAAGCAGCAAUCUGAUCCUCCUUUUAUCCUUUAGAUUGAUUUCUCUUCUCACAUCUCGAUCAAACGGAUAAAAUUUUCCAAAUUGCCACCUUUUUUCUCAUCUUAUUGCAUAGAAAAAGAAACUAUUGUUUUCUGGUUACAAGUGCUUUCAAGGGGUGUCUUUUAAGAUAUGGGUUUGAGUUCUAAGCAGGUUUCUAAUAGAGGACUUGAUUGGAACCAAACCUUGUUGCAGGCUCAAAACUUGGAACUCCCAAAUCCUCCUCCUAUGAGGAAACAACAACAAACUCAGCCAUCAGAGCCUUUGAAGUGUCCAAGAUGUGAUUCUAUUAACACCAAAUUUUGUUACUACAACAACUACAACAAGUCUCAACCUCGACAUUACUGCAGAGCUUGCAAGAGGCAUUGGACUAAAGGUGGAACUCUACGCAAUGUUCCUGUUGGUGGUGGAAGGAAGAAUAAGCGAGUCAAGAAAUCAACCACUCCAGCGAUAGCCACCACUUCUAUUAGUACCAGCACCUCAAAUGCCAACAUGGAUGGUGAGUUGAAUAACCCCAUCACCAUUCCUUCUCUAGCAGUGGAUGAUCACAAAACCACACCUUCCUCUCUCUAUCAAUAUGUGUGCCUGCCCCAACAGAAUCUGAUGAGUACCAAAGACUCAGAAGAAGGCAAAGACUUUGGUAUUGGUAAUGGCAUCUUCCUGAGUUCAACUGUGCCUUUUCCUCAAAGCCAAAGCCUUCUGUUCCCCUUCACAACAUCAAACUCCUUUGACCCAAACCUAUGUGCAAUAUCAUCCUCUUUUCGAUCCUCCAGUGUGUAUAACUAUGGUGAAGAGUUUAAAAUAAUGGAGGAGCCAACCCUCAACAGCAUAAUGCCCAACACUAGUGGAAGCACCAACACACAACCAUGGGAGAUAGCUGCAACAAGUUCUGGCAUGGAAAUGUCAAAUUAUUGGACUUGGGAGGACAUUGAUUCGUUUGUGUCAACUGAUCCAAAUGUUCCUUGGGAUGAUUCUGAUAUCAAACCCUGACAAAAGAAAAGAAGAAAAAAAUGAAAAUAGUAACCCAUGUCCUUAGAUUAGUUAUUAAUUAAUUGUGGCGUUUUGUGUUUCACACGGAUUAGUAAGUGUUCUUGUUUUCAGAUGGAUUAUAUUUCGAUAUUAUGCCACACUUUGAUGGUUUGAGGAGAUAUCUGCAAAUCACAAAACCAUGAGAGGAAGUAGCAGAUGGAUCAUACUAUCCAUUGAUGUUUCUUCACUUGUAAGUCUACAAAGAGAAGUAUUUGGAGCUGUCUUAUUUUAGUUUCAGCUUCAGAUUCAAGCAAGGGGGGUCCAAUUAACUGUAACCCAAUGAGUUUGCCUGUUCAUCUCUCUAUCAUUUCCUGUAAUAAAAUGUUACAUUAGUUUUGUAUGCAAGUAGUUUAGCAUUAUUCACAAGUAUAGGGAAUUUUGUUUAUUUGUUUUGUAUUUCUUUAAUUAAUGGUUUCUGAGUGCCUUGUGUUGGGGAUGACUAUUGACAUGGGGUCUGCUCCAGCAGAGCUGAACUGACAGAAUGUGAUGGAAGAUUCUUGUGGAUAUGUAUAUGUGCAUGUGUUGGAAAUUGGAAUGAUAUAACAUGGAUUUGAUUGGCCAAGAUUCAUCACCACCACUUGUUGAGAAUCAUUCUUUGCUUCUGGGCCAUAAGGAAUUCUGGUUCCAGAGUAGUUUAUUGAUGUACGAUAUUCUGUUACUAUUAUAUUCCUCAAGGAUCGUUUAUCUUUGGGCUUACACUUCACAUGGUGUUUUCAUAUUUGUUCCUGUUUAAUACAACAGUGUAUGGUAUCUUUGGCCCACCGUAUUUUCAGUGUUUGUUUAUGCUUGUCGUUUCUUCUAUGAUUGCAUGGCCAUGGACCAACAGUAGAACCCUUUAUUGUAUGAAUUUUUGCAAAUAAUAGAAGAUAUCCUCAGGGUUUUGAAA
This is a messenger RNA of Glycine soja, 2340 nucleotides long. RefSeq names its product dof zinc finger protein DOF3.4-like. NCBI's taxonomy places the organism in Eukaryota, Viridiplantae, Streptophyta, Magnoliopsida, Fabales, Fabaceae. Gene Ontology annotation, molecular function: DNA-binding transcription factor activity; DNA binding. The transcript has a single exon. Bases 558 to 1415 code for a protein of 285 amino acids. Gene Ontology annotation, biological process: regulation of DNA-templated transcription. The record is from RefSeq and is a predicted model, not a curated record.